GAAUUAACAUAAAUGACAAGCACAUUUUUUUACUUGUAUGAAUCGUGAACAAACCUAGUGAAAAUUGUGUAAAAUUUCUGUACCAACUGUGUUUGCCAUCUGAAAACGUGGAUAUUUUUUAACAACAUACCACGAAGCAAGCGAAUUUCAUCUACUCGAAUACCAAAAUUGUGGAAGCAAAGCUAAAAUUAUUGAAAAAGCCCAGCAAUAAAAACAUAAUGAAGCCUUUAAAAACGGCACAUUAAGAGCUCCCGUUUCCAGUUACCCAUCAUAGAGCCCCAAAAAUCGAGACCCCUUGUGUGGCCUUCAGUUUGCUGUCAACUCUUUGCUUACUAGGAGUGACAGAUUGAGGUACCGGACACACAACAUAUUCUUUAGCAAUCUGCGUUUGCGUACGCACAUAUAUAUAGAUAUAUGUCGUUUGGAUCGUGAUUAGGCCGCAUCGGUAGCUAUGUCCACUGCUAUGGCAAUGGCAGCAGCGGCAUCCUCGAGUGCCACGGCAGCAGCCGCAGCAGCGGCAACAACGACGGCCAUUAGCAACUCCACCACAAACACCACAGCGUCACCGGCAACAACCAACACGAUGAACAUCACCACGAAGACCAUAACGCCGGCAGAGGUACCAAUGGAACCAGCUCCAGCUCCAGCUCCAAGUAUGGCCCCCAUAGCACUGGAAAUCGAAGAUUCUGCAAGGAAUGAGACGGAUGACUUGGAGCACGGUGCCCCAAAGCCACGUAGGCAGCGCAAAACGACAGUGGUGCACACCUGCCCCCGCCCGCCGGGUGGCUACAAGUACUCCAUGGAGUUUCUCUACGGGAUCGGUAGCGGCAUGGCCGGCAUGACACUCAAUAUACCAACGCCCUCAUCGAUCACCCCUCGCACCGUAAGAACCACGGCCCCCCUACUAACCACUCACAUGCCCUUGCUGACCACCAUGGGCGUCGCGCCACCACGUUCGUCGGGCAUUCGCUACGCAGGAUCUGCUGGAGGCGCCAACGGAACCACGGCAACAGCAUCUACGACACCCAGCACAGUCACAACAUCAAUUGGCUCGCCGGGAUCGGGAGCCGAAGCAAUGACAAGUCCAGUUUCAUCUAGUGGCUUGCCAGCAGCGGGCGGCUUACCAGCCCAGUUCAUAUACCAGGGAUAUCUGCCCACUGGACCGCAGCGGCGUCUGUGGCACGCGGAGAACGCCGUUUGGCAGUUCGAUAGAAAUUAUCCAUACAACCAGGCAUACUCGCCGCCAUAUGGCAUACCCAUGAUGCCGGUCGGCUUUGAGCAUCCGUAUGGGCAGAGAAUAAUAUACCCGGGCUACUACAACCAGGCUGCUGGUGGAAUCAAUGCAGCUGCGGUGUCGGGAUUGGCACGCACUAGUCGUCAGGUGGCCCAACAGCCACAUAUACUGGCUCAACCCGCUGUGGGAACGGAAAAUAGCGAGGAAGCGCCUGCCACACUUGGCAACGCUCCUCAGGUGAGCAGCCCGUGGCGUUAUGGCAGACCGGGAACACACCGCGGACGACAGGCGGUGCCCACUGCAGCGGCAUCAGCUUUGCUGCACAGGGAUUCGAAGACUUUUUACAACAGCAUCGCCAGUGGAAUGGGUGGCGGUCCCCGCUUUAAAGCACCCUUUGUGGCAAAUGUCCGUAGUUUUCAGGGAGGAGCUGUGGCAGCCGGAGGACCUGCAACCGCAGCAGAGGUGGCCUCAAGUGUAGCUGCAACGGGAGCAGCAAGCUCCAGUGACCAGAAUGUGGCAACCAGCCGCAACAAUCAAGAAGCUACGACCCAAAACAAUCCCAGAAAUCGUCAUAAUGCCAAACGGGGUGGCAAGAAUUCGAUUGGAAAGGAGCACACAUCAAACUCCUCCGGAUCACUAUCCAAUUCAUCCUCGAAGUCCCAGCUGAACAAGCGACCCAGCUCGAACACCUCGAUUUCGCCAAUCAAGCAUCCACAUCGCACUUAUAGAAACCGGAUGCGUUAUACUGCACCGGAGCCAUCUGAGCAAAAGGCGGUGACCACGUCCGUUCCAAUAAGUAACUACCAGCCACCGCAGCAGCCGCCAUCAGCAGUGCGAAGAGUUCCGAAGUUCCAAGGAGCAAAUGCCUAUCAAGGACAAACUUCCGGUAGACAGCAAUCUCGUUACUACCAAUCGAGGCACAUGGAUGCUUUCGUCUACCAGUCUGGACACUAUAUGGUUUAUGCAGCGGGAGCACCGCCUGUGGGAUUGGCAGCCGGAAAGCCCGGAGUAUCAAAAGCAACCGGAGCACCUGCCGGUUCAGCAGCAGGAGCAGCAGCAGCAGGAGGUGGAGGUGGAGGAGCUACAGCUACGGUCACAGCCAGCAGCGCCACUUUGGAGGGCGAGCAGCCGCUGGACUCGGACUUUGAUCAGCGCCAGGAAUAUGCUGACUUGGGUCUGGAUCCAGCCAAUGGCGGCUUCUCCUCCGACCUGGAGCCGCCCGCUCUUAAGCAGGACACCUCCGAGCUGGACGCUCAAUCGUGCCUGCAAUCGCAUCCAAAUUCCGAACUCGACGGCGAUGAUAAUCACUCCCUCACCAGCUUUGCUCCCAGUGUGGAGAGCGAUGAUUCCGAAAGUGAACUAAGCGAUGCCUCCGUCGAGUCGGUGGUGCGCGAUAUAAUGAUCAGCUGCUUAGCAAUGGCCACCGGGGCUGAGGAGCCCGAUCUCAGUGGGCCCAAUCUGGUGCCCUACGGCGAUAUGCAUAAUCUUAAGGAGCUGGACCGAAAGAGUCCCCAAACCAAUGGCUACAGAUCCCACAGGCAAUAUCAUCAGUCGCAUUAUCCCUACCAUUCGCAACUCAGUCCAAGAGGCUUGAGCUGCUGCGGCGAUAUGUUGAACCAACACUCCGAAGAUUUGGUAUUCAAGUUAGACCAGAGUCAGCCGGAUGCCAUUGAAAGCGGGAAGAAGAUCCACUUGAAGGAAAUAGCCGAGGAGCCGGACAACAUCUCUAUGGCCUCAAAUCUCUCCUGCAGUCCGUCUGCCAGUUCCAGCAAGAGUGUAAUGGCAUCCAAGUCCAAUAUUACAAUGCCAGAAGAACACGAUGAUGAUGAACUGCCCUUGGUGGUUCACAAUCGUUAUUGGCGCGAAUUCUUUGGUUACACGCCAGCAGAUCGCUUUUUACUCCGAGCCAAGUUGGUGGAAAUGAGACGUCCACCGAAAGUUGUGGGCUGCAAGAACAAAUGGGAGCCCUUGUCCCUGUCCGUGUGGAGGAAGUUCCUCGAGUCCCAGCAGACACGUCACGUUUACAAGACCAAAAUGCGACUGUGGCGUGCCAUUUACACAGUGGCCAUGAAAAACUAUCCAAGAUAUGGACUUUAUUUGGUGGGCUCAUCCAUUUCGUACUUUGGUUCCAAGUGCUCAGACAUGGAUAUCUGCAUGCUGGCCUGCACCAAUCCGAACAUUGAUCCCCGCAUGGAGGCCGUCUAUCAUUUGCAAGUCAUGAAGGCGCUACUGAGCCGCACGGAUAUGUUCCAGGAUUUCAAUUUGAUCGAAGCACGGGUGCCCAUACUGCGAUUCACCGACCGAUGCCACAAAGUGGAGGUGGACAUCAACUUUAAUAACUCCGUUGGGAUCAGGAACACCCAUCUGCUGUACUGCUACUCCCAGCUGGAGUGGCGAGUUCGUCCGAUGGCCCUGACCGUGAAGCAGUGGGCCCAGUAUCACAACAUCAACAAUGCCAAGAACAUGACCAUAUCGAGCUACUCGCUCAUGCUAAUGGUCAUUCAUUUCCUGCAGGUUGGAGCAAGUCCACCUGUGCUUCCAUGUCUGCACAAGUUGCAUCCGGAUAAGUUUGGUCUGCUGCAGCCCAACGAUUUCGGUUAUGUGGACAUGAACGAGGUGAUGGCUCCGUAUCAGUCGGAGAACAGCCAAGCGCUGGGUGAGUUGCUGUUGAACUUCCUGCACUACUACAGUGUGUUCGAGUAUGGGAAGUAUGCCAUCUCGAUACGAGUGGGUGGUGUUUUGCCCAUAGAAGUGUGCCGGGCAGCCAGUGCACCCAAAAACGAUAUACACCAAUGGAAUGAGCUGUGCAUCGAAGAGCCCUUCGAUCAGACGAAUACAGCUCGAUCGGUGUACGAUACGGAUACCUUUGAGCGGAUCAAAGCCAUCUUUGUGGCCAGCUACAGGAGACUGGAAUCGACGAGGAAUCUUAGUGCCAUAUUCGAGGACUACGAUGGACCCACAAUACUGAUGCAGCAGCCAUCGGUGGACUCAGAGGUCGAACUCUACGAGGGUCAGCACCACCGCAUGCUACCGAAUCGAGGCUCCUCCAGAUCCAACAGCACAAUGCCAUCGCCGCGUCCUUCAAAGCUGAUGGUGGACAAGGCAACAACAGCCAUUUGGGAUGAUAUUAACAACAAACCAGAUGCCCAGCCAGUUAGCAAUUACAAUAGCUAUGAUGCCAGUCAUGAAAGUAUUGGCAACGGCAGUCAGAUGCGAUCCAAGGAUAAUCCUGUGGCCAGCCAGCCACCAAUUGCUUAAAAUCUCUCACCUAAACGAAAAAAAAACACUCAGCACAUUCAAAACACACUUAAAAAGAAAAGAAUUAUUUGUAUAUACGCGCUAAUCAGGAUUUUAAAAAAAAUUUGAGGGUUGUGAACGGAAGUUUUUUGUAGUAGUUGCCGGACGCUUUUCAACCGAUUUAAAUUUGACGUUGGAUAUUAACAUAAGCUAGUAGGAAAAUAGCUGAUUUUCGAAUCACUUAACGUGAAAUGACCAUAUAAAUAAUCACACGCCUAUCUCAACGCAAAGUCGGUCGCAAAAAAACACAAAAAUCUGCUAAAAUGCAACAAACUGUUUCAAAUGUUUGCGUACCACAACGGCUAAACUUGUUUUCACAAGCUUCACAGCAAGACAAUUGCUAAAAAAAAAAAUAGACAAAAAUACAAAGCGUGCAUUAAACAAAUAAAACCAAAAAAAAA
Messenger RNA from Drosophila teissieri, 4932 nucleotides. It is a transcript of the gene Gld2, whose product is annotated as poly(A) RNA polymerase gld-2 homolog A. Gene Ontology annotation, cellular component: cytosol. Gene Ontology annotation, molecular function: poly(A) RNA polymerase activity. The record is from RefSeq and is a predicted model, not a curated record. Bases 452 to 4492 code for a protein of 1346 amino acids. The transcript has 4 exons. NCBI's taxonomy places the organism in Eukaryota, Metazoa, Arthropoda, Insecta, Diptera, Drosophilidae.